UUUCCAAACAGGUUUAUAAUAAUUAGGUUACAAGGGAUGAUAAAGAAGGAUUCUUGUGCUACAAGGGUCACUAACAUCCAGGGCUCCCUAGAUGACAGCCAGUAUUCUCCUCAUAGUUCGAGACCAGAUCUUCAGGAGCAAGCUGACGACCAUAGUUUUCUCUCAUCUUUCUUUGAGACUCUGAAAACAGUAAGUGAAGGCGAUCUAGACCCUAAGUAUAAGAUUAAAGAAAGGAAUAUUGUUACUUGCCCACUUCUAUGUUUGGACUCCAGAGAGGUCCAAGCUACAGAUAUAGUAGAGCCAGACAAUUUUGUACCAACUAAGCAUCUUCUAGAGUUUGCGAUUAAGAAUGAAUAUUUUAGCAGUUUCAAUAAUAACAACCAUUGGAUAGAGGUCUCCUUUUUAAGCGAGAGUGAGGACACUCUUAACUUUGAGGAUUCAGAGUCUUCUUCAACAGAGAACAGCAUCAGAUUAUAUCCGAAUGACUUCUUUGAGUUUUCUGAGAGCAAAAUAUUCGAGAAAAAGAAGGGAUCAACUCACGCAUAUACAGAAAGCCAAUGGUUAAAGGCUGGAAAGAUUAAUAAAGGCAAGCCAUUAGCAUUUUAAGCGCUGUUGUAAAUCGAUAACCAAACCAAGUGUGGUGCCAGCUCAUC
Molecule: messenger RNA, 653 nt
Organism: Moneuplotes crassus
Lineage: Eukaryota; Ciliophora; Spirotrichea; Euplotida; Euplotidae
Source: the annotation of a GenBank genome assembly